Molecule: messenger RNA, 571 nt
Organism: Aspergillus japonicus CBS 114.51
Lineage: Eukaryota; Fungi; Ascomycota; Eurotiomycetes; Eurotiales; Aspergillaceae
Product: mitochondrial 54S ribosomal protein uL14m
Exons: 4
Coding region: 100-495 (131 amino acids)
Biological process (GO): translation
Cellular component (GO): ribosome; mitochondrial large ribosomal subunit
Molecular function (GO): large ribosomal subunit rRNA binding; structural constituent of ribosome
Source: RefSeq, a predicted model, not a curated record
GGCUGCUGCUGGGAAAUCUUUCGGGCAGUCCAGCCAAACCCGAUUGAACCAACCCCAUCGAACUACUGUUCUCCCCCAGUUCAGGGCACCACAUUCACAAUGAUUCAACUAAAGACGAUGCUGAACUGCAUCGACAACUCAGGCGCCGCCGUGGUCGAGUGUGUCCAGGUCUUGAAGAAGAAGCGCCCCGCCACUGUUGGCGACCGCAUCGUAGUGGUCGUUCAGAAGCAGCGUAACUUCGGCUCCGACUCGACGGGAAAUUCCGGUAUCGCGAACAAGGUCCGUCGUGGUGAUAUUCGUCACGCCGUCGUCGUCCGCGCCAGAAAGGAAAUGCAGCGCCCCGAUGGUUCGCUCGUCCGCUUCGAUGACAAUGCAUGUGUCCUGAUCAACAAGGCUGGUGAGCCCAUCGGAACCAGAAUGAACGGCGUCGUGGCUACGGAAUUACGAGGAAGACAGUGGUCGAAAAUUUUGUCAUUGGCGCCCAUGCAUGUAUAAAUUAUACCUCCCGAAAGCGAAUUGUUCUUUUUCACUUUGAAUAGCUUGUACCAAUAAACGGUUUGCAUCUCUUUUG